Mobula hypostoma (lesser devil ray) is the source of this 9968-nucleotide messenger RNA. Its product is annotated as AT-rich interactive domain-containing protein 5B-like. The record is from RefSeq and is a predicted model, not a curated record. Bases 186 to 3845 code for a protein of 1219 amino acids. Gene Ontology annotation, molecular function: transcription cis-regulatory region binding. Gene Ontology annotation, biological process: regulation of transcription by RNA polymerase II. Gene Ontology annotation, cellular component: nucleus. NCBI's taxonomy places the organism in Eukaryota, Metazoa, Chordata, Chondrichthyes, Myliobatiformes, Myliobatidae. The transcript is spliced from 11 exons.
GGGUUUGCUCAUUAUCCUUUGUUCUUUGUUUUCCCUGGACUUCUACGGGAAGUUGUUGACGUUUUUUAAAAAUAAAUUUCCCCCUCUUUUUGUUUCUUUCUCUCGUAUUCUCAUUUUGUUGUAAAUUAAGCAGCGAGGCGCGCAGCUGCCAGGACCUAGCCGUUCAGCCGACUGCUGGAGGAGAUAUGGAGCCGCUGAAAAUCGAGUGGAUCGGUUCUCCCUGCGGCUCCCACGGACCCUAUACUUUCUACAGGGCUUUCAGCUUGCCGGAGCCCGGCUCCUCCGGCCAGGGGAAGGCGCCGAGGACGCUGACGGCCAGGCUCGGCCAAUUCCUCUUUGUCAGAUGCCAGCCCCAUGAGCCCGAGUGCAUCGCCGAGCUGCAGCUCCUGUGGGAGGACCGCAGCCGCCAGCAACUGCUGGCGAGCACCAGGCUCUACUUCAGCCCGGAGGAUACCCCGCAAGGACGCAACCUGCACCACGGUCAGGAUGAGGUAAUUGCAGUUUCCAGAAAAGUAAUUAUCCGGCUGCAAGAUCUGGCGAAAUGGGUCUGUACCAAGACUUCACAAUGGGCUACAAAUGCACAGGAAUCCAAACCUGACACUAUGAACUUGGACAACAGUGAAUACAACGAGGAUUCUGAACUGCACGUCAGCCCACCUUCAGACUGCCACCUCACCUCAAAUGUGGGAAAUGAAUGUGAACAUUCAGGGUAUAAAGAUGAUCUACCACAAGUUAAAAUACUGAGCUACCCCCAGUAUUGUCGUUAUCGGGCCAUUCGAAAGAGAAUUCAGAAAGCAUCAGCCAGGUGUGCCGAUGAAGCACAACUGCUGGCCCUCGGAGGGAUCCUUUUGAUGAAUCAGAAUACCAAGAUUCUUUAUUGUCGAGAAACAUUUGAACACCCGACACUGGGAAAUAACAAGUCUAUUUGUGAUGAGUUUGCACCUCGUGUUUUGACACGUACUUCAGCCGGGAGGGUGGUGCGCACGAGACUGCAAAUUACUGCACGGCCACAGUCACUCACGUUACUGCAUUACCAGCUGACAGGAGCAACCGACCUCAAAGGGCGAAGUCGAAAGAAGAAACCCAGGAUUACAAAGGGCGACGAGAGCCCCUCGCGAGAAAGCCGACAGCCCAGCCAGUCGGAUGCCAAGGAAGAAAAGGAUAAAGUUGAAUCAGAAAAUAUGGCAGCUGGAAAUGGACAAGCGUAUCAGCCUGACAAUCCAAGUGAGCUGCUUUCUGCAGAGCAACACUUCCUAAAGGCUUUGCACAGCUUCAUGUGUGAUCGCAAUACUCCCAUUGCCAGAAUACCGCACCUGGGCUUCAAGAAAAUUGAUCUGUUUGUAAUGUUCACUGUAACACAGCGCCUGGGAGGAUAUGAUGCGGUAACAGCUCGCAGGUUGUGGAAACACAUUUAUGAUGAGCUGGGUGGUAACCCAGGGAGCACUAGUGCUGCCACUUGUACCAGGAGACACUACGAGAGGCUCAUCCUUCCGUACGAACGCUACCUCAAAGGGGAGGAGCACAAACCACUGCCACCAGCCAAGCCACGCAAGCACACGACGAGCACGUCUGAGGACUCUGAGAAAGAUGUUAAAACUAAAAAUGGGGAGCUGGACAUGAAAGUGAAGAAAGGUCAAGAUGUGACUCAGAUAUUAGAGAAGGAGGAUAAGCAACCACGAGGUGAGAAAUGCCAAGAGAACAGACAAAGGACUAUCACCGCUCAACACUUAAAUACUCAGGACAACUCCCAAGACAAACAAGUGCAAACACUAAAAUGUAAAAGCAAAGACAAUGUUGCGUCGAAUGUAGAGGAACGUUCUGGAAGCAAGGCUUGCCCUCCCACAGGACAGAACACAAGUGAGAAACUGGAGGCUAAAACAUUUCGAACACACGAACACAAAAUAAGAAACCAGGAAAAUCGAGAGUGUCCAAAUGUGGGGAAAAAACAGAAGUCACCCCUUCACCCUCAGGACUUGUCUGGUGGCCCCAGUGUUAAACAGAAUCUGUACGUGGGCACAGAGGGCAGUAAGCCCAUCUUUCAGUCUGCAAUGUUCCAGCAUCUUCACUCUGGAAUAUUGAACUUCCAGUUGCCUGAAGGCAUUUCGCCUCUUGAUGUUCUCAAGAGCCGGCUUGGUUUGGCCACAUCCAAGGAUCUAUCCAAACCUACUUUGCACAGGCACCUCAAGGUAGAACAGCCCCAGGGCAUUCCAUCAAAUGGUCAAAAGAUCAAAGUCUGCACCACAUCUCUACGCGAGCCUGGAGUGCAUCAUGUGGCAGGGCUUGUGCAAAAAGAAUCUAAAGGUGUCCCUCAGCCAGCAAAGAGGCUUGGUUUCGAACAACUGAAUGGAAUACGACCAGUGAAGGGAAAUUCAUCUACGCCACCCUCAAGUACAGUCAAACAUCUUGCAGGUUCCAAAGCAGAGCAUGAACUGAACUUGAGACCAUUGGGUCUACGUGUAGGUAAUGGCAGUGGAGCUUCGCUGGGUCACCCGAUGAAGUUGGCUUUGGUAGAAGAAGGUUUGAAUUUGAGCAAAUCCAAGGACUGCAGCUAUAUAUAUGAUCCUAAUGGGCAACUGUAUGAGAUUUUACCUCAGAAUUUGUCUAACAAACAGUUACCAUCAAAAUGUGAGCCUUCUGUACAGUACAGGGAGCAGUCCUCUCCACUGAAUCUCAGCAAGUCAAAUAGGGGUUCAUCAGGAAAGAGAAUUGCUGAAUUCAUGGAUGCAACAGUCUGUGUAUCACAGAAGGAUGCUUCUGUUUAUCCAAUUCCUCAGUCUCUGCAAAAUCUUUGUGAGAACAGGGAAAGCCAUAAGAAAAACGAGCAACCAGUCAAGAAGCUGCGACUAGAUGCCAGUUGCACAGAGGUGAUUGAACAGGGAAGAGACUCUACUCACUCAGAUCAUAGCUCUGGUGUAGAGUCACUUAGUUCAUCGCCCGUGAGCCUAGGUUCUGGAGUUAUGUCCGAUGAUAUGCCCACAGAUUUAAGUCUACCAAAAUACCCGAAGACCCAGAAGCCAGAUCAUUCUGCAGUCAAUAACGAGAGCCCUCAGGACAAAAGAGCUGGUUUUGUCUCUGAGGCAGGAGGGAAACACUUGACAGAUCUACCUAAAUUGCCUUCAUUUCCUGCUGUAUCGGAAGCGACCACUACCCUGGAUGGUGUUUGGAGAGCUCCGGCAAAGAGUGAUCUCCAUGUGCCUUCUGGAACAUCCCUAAAUUUGGACCAAGCAAAGAGCUGUCAAGAUGAAUGUCCAAACAACACUGAAAGGAGACUGUUCCCUUUCAGCAGCAUGAUACCAGCUGAGCAAAGCUUUUCUCCAGCCCACCUGGAAGAGCCAAGGAAAGAGGACGAAGAGCCACCGAGAAAGAAGCCACUGAUGUCCAGCUUGGCCAAAGUCAGCCAAGAUAAAAAGCCUCUGAAGUGCCAAGGAUCGGAUCUGUCCAGUCAUCAGGAUUUGUCCUCGAGUGGUGACGAGGAUAACAAGAAAGGGGCACUCCCGGGCUCCUAUCUGAAUGGAACUUCUUGCCCAGACCUUCAGAACGUGGCGGAAAAAUUUGGAGCCCAUUUUCAGUUGGUUGAUUUGAAUAAAAACGCUGAAGAGGAUGGAAAGUCUGAUUCGGUUGUGGUGCCAGUAUUAUCCUCGGGCCUUCCUGUUUCACGCGUCAUGGUUCCAGGCUCUGUGCAGCAUCGACAACUGCUGUCUUCCCACUCACAGCAAAUGUACAGCCACCUGCUGCGAACCUCAGUGCUGCCUUACGAUGAGGUGGUAAUGCGCAGACUGUCUUCCAGCCCGUCAGCUCUCUCUCCUUCUCACCUGUCUACUGUUUACCCCGAGAAGCGAAUGUGAUCGGCUUGGUCCAACGUCUGUCUGUCAUAUAGCUCUCAAAUGCUGUCUUCAGUAUACAGGACUGCACCUGCAUUUGGUAUGCUUGCCUUUUGUUUGGUGAAACAAUGUACUGUUAUUUCCUUUCCUACCUCUCCAAAUUACUUUAAACAACAAAUCUUCUGUCUGAGAGGGAGGACAUUAAGCAACCUUCAGCCUUGCGUCCUGGCCACUCUGAACUAACAGCAAGUGGCUACGUGAAAUGAUCUGUUGACAUUCUGAUUUAAUCUUCUGCCCUCUCACUUUGUGGAGAAGAGCGAGACCUACCGUGCAGCUCUGUCGGUGACAUCUGAUGGUAGUUGUGCUGCUGCAUUGAAGCUUGUGGGAGUAGGAGACUGGGUGGCCUUGUAGGAGCAACUGGUCUGGCAUUGAUUGCCCAGUCGCCUCAAGACUGUUAGACUUUGAACACAAAAAUGCUUCCUUUAAAGAGGAAAAUAAAAAUAAUACUACUGUUAUUACACAUUUAGUGGAGAGAAAAUUGGGAGUUGUACUCAGGGAGGGAUUUGUUGAAUAAACUGCUCUCACAGGUUGAUCGAAUGGAAUUAUAAACUUCACUGUUCCAUGGUCUUGAGUGCCCUAGGGUUGGAAAUGUAAAGUAUUGCAAUUUGUCACCACUGUGGUGGAGUACUUGCCUAUGUGUGAACAAUGGACACACCUUCUGAAAGAUACUGUGAAGUAACACGUGUUAUGGUCCAAGGUGCUGCUCAAGGAUUGGAGAGUAGGAAACCCUCAGGCCUGCCCUCAGUAAGAAGGAAUCCCUUUGCAAGGGCCAGCCUCUUCCAGUCCUUCUGUGUAGCCUUGCUUCUGUCCAGAUUACAAGAAAGUUGGUGUGGAUUUUUUUGUUUAGUUGACGUGCCUGCUGUUGCACACAUGUGACUACUAUAUACCGUGGAUCUCUGAUUGGGUCAACAUAGAUUUGCCAAAGAAGACGACUUGACCUUAACCAGAAGCUGAUCUUAUCAGGGAUACUUGUUCAAUUCUAUAUGUCCUUUGCUUCAUGGAAUUUCCUUGUUUAUUGAUUGUACAUGGAGAGAAAGGAAAAGAGUUAUUCUCUUGGCUUGUCUAGACCACUUUUCCAAAGUUUUAAAAUGUGCUUGCCCAUUGGAAAGGAAUACUCCUGUUCCUGGAAUAUAUGUAUAGAUGGUGUGCAAAUGACAUUAAACCUUUUCUAGAAAGUUGUCCAAUGUAUUCAUGUAGCGGAGUAUGCAAAAUGAAACUGAAUCAUAACAUUAAAAAGAGACCUCAGGACAUGCAAGACAGAAAAUGCACUGGGUCAGUUUGAACAAAGCAUCAAAGAAACAGUAUGGAGUCUUGUCAGAUUUGAUAUUUUUCCAACACAAAUCAUCUGAUACCACCUCUUCAAGCUAUUGGAAACCAGAAUUUUGAGCGUGGAUUCAUGAACCAUUAGACACUGCCUUCUACGUUCAGAGUUGGCCUUGUGCGGUAUCCAUUAGCAAAUUUACUUUUUAAUUCAAUACAAUCCAUUUAAAUACUAACUUCAUCAAACUGCAGUUUCUAAAUGUUUAAUUUGCAGAGCUGAAUUUAAAUUACUUUCUGCAUACUCUGGCGAUAGAGGUACAGUAACGAUUCCCUCAGGUACUUGCAGCUCAUUGCACCUAUUAAAUUAUAAAAGCAAAAUCAUUUGUCAUUUCCAAUGGCAGAAAGUUCUACUUGUCAGCACCGAGGUAUUUACAUUGUACUUCAAGACUGUUCUUCAAAGUAGUUUUAGAAUAACAGACACCUGUGUUGUUAUUAGACUAAAUGUCAUUUUAUUUUAUUACUGUCAGCUUUUAAAAUGAUCAGUGGCUCAUUUAAAAAAUUGUGCGCUGCAAGAUAAAUUUUUUAGACCAGCUAAAUGGAUAUACUCUGGGAAAUUUUGGAAAGAAAGAACUAAAGGAUAAUAUACCUUGUGUAAACUGCUCACCAAUGUGUCUGCCAGCCUCUGGGAUAUUUCUAGAUACAAGUACUGUAUGUAUAGCUGAAAAUAGUCAGCUAUCCUGUGUGGAUCUUGUUUGCCCAGCUACUCUCUGUUAAGGAGUUGUGGAUCAAAGAUAAUAUAAAAUAUGGAUUUCAUUCUCAUGUACAAAUGACAUUAGGAUUUGCUUACAGUUUAUGUUAGCUGUCCAUCUUUCUCUGCCGGUUACUAUUUCAAAGAAUUGAAGUGUACAUAGUUAGAGACAUUUUUAAGUGCUCACUAGGCAUGUUACUCAGUUACAAAUUUGGACUGAGAUGCUGAAAAGAAGAAACAUUGAAAUGGUCACUAACAGUCUCACUAUUUAUUUAGCAAUAACCCCCCCCCCCACCACCACCACCACCCCAAGCUCUGUUUUAAAAGGUCAACUAUUAUUUGUGAACUGGUUACAUUUUUGCUAUCAGAUUUAGAAAUCCUCUCCACUGAAUAAUCAUCGAAUUUUACUUUACAUCGGACUGAAAAGUUUUUUAAAAGAACCAGUCUUAGAACUGUCAAAAGUUUUGAUUUGUGAUUGUAAUCCAAAUACUCGCACUCCUGUUGCCCUUUUCUAUUCUUUCAAUCCCAAACAGAAUCAAAAAUUGCACAAGAAAGGGUUUAGUAAUUUAGAAACGUGCAGAAUAGUUUUAGCUCUUUAUCUUUGUUAACUAGGUGAAUUGUUAUGAUCUAACCACACUAUAGACAACAGUUUUAAAACUCAAAUCUUAUUGUUGCUAACACUUUGUGCAGGCAACCAAGCAGUCUAAGGCCUAUAUUUAUAUGAUGGAGUUUGUUAUACAGUAGGUCCCCGGGUUAAGAAUGUCCGCCUUACAGACAACUUGUACUUACGAACGGACUGCCAUAAAGCCUAUUAUAUUAAGAAUUUGAGUUAAAUACAAAGGUUCGUAAUAACGAACGCACGCACUACUUUGUGACGCUCAUGAAAACAUUGCGCGGCUUCAGCAGUUUGUUGACUCGAGGAAGGAGAAUUCCGUCCGCCAUUUUAAGUUGGAACAUGUUGCCGUUAACACUGUUUUGAGUGUGUAACUUCAUAUUUGGCUUAAAUUUUUCUCUUAUUCACCCUUGUAACCAUGCCUCCAAAGCGUAAAUCAGAUGCAAGUGUUGGUGAUGCAUCAAAGAAAACGAAAAUGAUCAUGAUUGAAAAUAAAGUGGAAAUAAUAAAGCGAUGGAAAAGAGGUGAAACGCCAUCGGUCAUUGGGGAAAGUGUUAGGCUACAGUCGGUCAACGAUCGGAACAAUUUUAAAGGAUAAAGUGAGAAUAGUGGAGCAUGUGAAAAGCCCUGCCCCGAUAAAAGCUACAAUUAUUACUAACCAACGCAGUGGUUUAAUUAUUGAAAUGGAAAGGCUAUUGAUAAUUUGGUUAGACAAUCAAAAUCAGCGUGAUGUACCUGUUCCGACUUACCUACAAAUUGGACUUAAAGACAGACUGGAUCUCGUUUGUAACCCGGGGACUGCCUGUAUUCCACUUCCUUUUUACAAAUUUCUAAUUAUUCCUGGCUGCUUUCAGUCGGGAAGGGCUUUGUUCUAAUUUUCUCAGGUGUAGAUAUUUGGCAGGAAUUAGCACAGCAGCAUAGUGGCAGAAUUGGACUUUGUGAAACCACAUGUUUGAACAUGCUCCGUCACACAGUAAGUUGUGAAUAAAAUGAAUACACAAAUGCAAAUGCCCUCUCUCACUGAGGUGCAGCAAAUAAUUUAGAUGUAUGACCACAGAUUUCUUCAUCGUACAAGUUGAGUCAAUAGAUUUCCAAAAUUGCUUUUGAACCCUUGUGCUUAAUGAAUGGUUCCAAAGCUAACCUCUUAAAUCUUGAACCUUGUUCUUUUCCCAAAUUAAAUAGAUCUCUGUGCUCUGAGGGCAAACUGAAAUUUCAUAUUUUCCAGCCUUGCUACCAUCAGGCAGGUCUCUGUUCUUACUCAGAACAAAAUGCACAGUAAGCUGACCGGUAUUAUCUUCCAGUGGAUUCUAUUCUAACCCUUGUUUUAAAUUGUGUUGCAGCUCUGCUAAAACAAUUAUCCAAAUUAUGUAAAAUGUUAUAACAAUGAUCUAUCAGUUAUGCUGGAUAAUUACACAGUAUUUCGCUGUCCAUUGACUAGAUUAUUCUGUCAAGUGCAAGGGAGGGAAAGCAAAUGUGUCAAAUUAGACUUACAGGUACGUUGUGCUCUUUUGCACUAAUAUAUUCCAUUGGAUGUAAGUUGUCCUCAAUUGUGUCAGUGUGAUAAUUGUGUCUUUCUAAUUUUGUAUUUGCUUGUGGUACAGUACAUUGAAAAGAAAAACACUGAGUUAAAUAUGCUAUAAACUGCCAGGUGCUAUAGGCGCAAGAAUUGCUUCUGUACUUGUCCACUUGUGCUGCUAAAUGGGAAAUUCCUGACUUAAAAUAUGUAUACAGUUUAACAAAACAUACAAGCUCAACCAGAAUUUCAGUUGUUUGAAUUUACUGAUCAGAAACUGAGUCAUUAGUUUUCUGCUGUGAUUGACAGCUUGAAACUUGUUGCGCUUUGCAUCAUUUACUUUCAAAAAUAUGGAUAAAUGUUCUUUUGUGAUAGUGAUCAACACAAUGAAAUUGAAUGUCAUGUAGCUCAAUCUCACAAAACCAGCCAUGAUUGUUUGCCAAAAGCAGCUGCUGUGAAGUAACGCAAUAGCGUGCCAUUCCCAUCACUUGUCCUUCCUCCCUCCCCAAUUUCAAUCGAUUUGGAAAUUAGCAGCCUCAUGGCAAUAGUUUUCAAUAAAGUGCUUUAAUCUGGCCUGCUGAAAGUUUGUGUAUGACUAGCAAAUAACUGUUAAAAAUCUGUCUGCAUUGUUCUGCUGCUAAACACUUGUCCAUAGUAUCUUACAAAGGCUGGUCCGGACAUUCACAAAUGUUCAAACAUUGUGAUCUCAAACCGCUUUACAUUUGAUUCAGCUGACUUUAUUUGUUCAGUAUAAUUUCUGGCGGCUCACCCAGGUUUUCAUGGUGUACAACGGAAGAGCCCUGUUAGAUUUGGAUGAAGUUAGUUAGAAAAGAUGCACAUGAAUCCAGUCAUUCAUUUCUUUCUCUUCCUGCCCUUCACUAUUUCUCAAAGUUCCAGUUUUGGCUGGAACUUUGAUAGGGUGAUCACUGAGCAGCUGAAGUGUUCUAUUUGAACAUCACUCGCUGAACGAGUGCCAUGAGCUCUGACGUCACCACUUUUAUCCAGUGCAUCUGUUUCCGGUACAAAUACAGGUUGUUUUUUUCUGUUACAACACUGUUAAUUCACGGGAUUAUUUGAAGCCCCUUAUGUUGACAGUGAGUACUAAGAACCAGUAGCUUCCGUGAACCCUUUAAUCAUUCUGAUUUUCCAAAUAGUGAAGCCAUAGGUAAUAGAACAAGCAGAUAAUUAGAAUGAUAAAUAUGUGGCCUGUAUCAAAUGUAGCCGUGGCUCUGCAUUUCUUAAAAACUGUAGUUAACAAUAUUUAUAAGACAUGUGAAUUAACCUUUUGUUCUUACUGGAUUGGGGAAUACUGUGGUAUUCUUACUUCAUACUGUGGAUUGAUAGAUGUUUUCACUAAAUGCUGUCAAAUGCACUGCUUCUGAAAUCUUGACACUUGUCUUUACUCGACCUUCAAAUAAGGAAAUGUACUGUAUAUAAUGGGAGCAUGUACGGAGGGCAGUAUCCUUUGGAAUACUCCCUUAGGAACUGUGCGAAUCUUCAAAGUAUUUUUGUAUAAUAUUCUGAUAGUUUGUAAGAUGUGUUGCUUAUAUUUUCACACUACAUUAUACAGAUAACUUUGAUAAAAAUAUUUACAGUUUGAUUACUAACUGAUUUCUUUUUGUAUGAUUUUUUUCUUUUCCAGUAUAAUGUAAUCGUAUUAAAAAUUAUAAAGAUAUUUUCAUGCCUUUUCAAUUGAUUCUUUGUCCUUCUGUAGCAGCUCAAUGGAAACUUGUUGCAAAAGCAGUUUUGCUGUCUGUGGAAUUGACAGCAAUCUUUAGUUAGUGAUCAGUGCUACGAGUUGUUUGGAGGCUUGAUUAUGCAAGGAUGGGUGUGCCCACUAGUAUAAAGGGGAAAAUGUUUUUAAAAUGUUAAAGUCUGCCCCAAGCCUUGUGGCCCAUCAGGCCGGUGCUUAUACCGGUUUCUGUGGCGCGAAGCGACUGAAAGUACGAUACU